This is a messenger RNA of Coccinella septempunctata (seven-spotted ladybird), 865 nucleotides long. RefSeq lists its product as uncharacterized. The transcript has 2 exons. The record is from RefSeq and is a predicted model, not a curated record. Bases 115 to 555 code for a protein of 146 amino acids. NCBI's taxonomy places the organism in Eukaryota, Metazoa, Arthropoda, Insecta, Coleoptera, Coccinellidae.
UCAAGAAAACUGAGUUAUGGUGCAAUUCAACAUCGCCGCUGGUUGGUUUAUUCAAUUUCUCAAAACAAAUUUUUCUGUUUUCCUUGCAGACUAUUCGGUAAUUCACAAACUCAGAUGGUACAAGGAGGGUGUUGUGACUGGAAACACUUGAGUAUUAUUUUAAAUAGGCAUGAGAAUACCAAGGAACAUAUGGCCUUCAUGUUUCAAUGGAUCACAAUGGAAAAAGCAAUAAAGCACGGGCAAACAAUUGACCAGGAAAACGAAAGGCUAAUUCGUGAAUCUCAAAAGCACUGGCACAAUUUGUUUGAGAGAUUGAUUGAUAUUAUUAAUUUCUUAGCCUCUCAUAAUCUGGCAUUUAGAGGUCACAGGGAAGUACUCAAGACAGAUGGGGACACUAGGAAUUCAGUAUCUAUCCUUCAAUACAUUGGAGGCAAAGAUGAAAGUGAAACUUGUAGGAAAAUUCUCACCAAGUGGAUGAACAAUGACCUGGCAGUGAAACCUUAUUGGACAGGGAGAAAUUAUGAGAUGUAUAAUAAUACAAUUGAUUCAUGGUAAGUUUCAUUGACUCUGAAUAUCAACGAUCGAGUGAAAUAUACAGUCUUUGGCAAAGUAGUACAUUAAAUGCUUGAAACUGUGUGAAUACUUGUUUGUGUGAAAAUUGUUUCUCUUUGAAUUAUAGAAUUUUUUUCUUAUAUUUAAAAUAUAAAUUUCCUUUCCACAAGAAUUAAUAUACUCAUUCAGAGUGUUUCUAUUUUAUUUGUAGUGUCAGUCAGAAAGAAUCCCCUGUCUAAAAAGUGCACUGUGAAUAGUGUUGAAACAAUAAUAAAAGCAUGGUUGAGGAUAGCUGGUGACUGUGAAAGAGGUC